CCUGACGUCAUUCAAACGCGGCCAUUUUCGACAGGGCUAAUCGAGUUUGACUGUCGUUCUGGAGUUGAUUGGAUGCAAUUACAAAUUUACACGGACGUAUUGCCUAAGAAGACUAACGUGUCAGGCAAGAUUAAGGAAAGAUGAUGGAAGAGAGCGGAAUAGAGACCACGCCGCCCAGCACUCCUCCACCUCCCCUUAGCACCGCUGUUGCCAUCAGUCCACCACCUCUCACCGUGGGUCUUUCUAGUCCAGUGAACCUUCCUGGCACCACAGGCAUCUCUAGCUUUGCCCCUGAGGGCUUCUCCACACCAGCACCCCCUACAGCCGUGACCUCCACCUUGCCACCUAUUCAGUCUUCCCCUGUUCCUCCAUUUUCCCUCAGCCCCAUGAAGCCGCUGUCUACAGCCUCUCAAGGUUUUGCUCCUCCCCUGGCUGGGAGUGUGGCUUACAGCAGUCCACAUGUCCAUACUGCUCCACCUCCUUCAUGUCCGGUGAUGUCUACUCCGCCAGUGGGUCCACCCACUACCGGUUUCAGCCCUCAUGCAGCAUAUGACAUUACGCGCGGACACGCUGGCCGUACUCCACAGACUCCACUGAUGCCCAGCUUCUCCAGUGUGCCACCCAUGCCAGGUGUGGUCACAAACCCAAUGAUGCAACAGCCAGUGAUGUCUGGGGGUUUAGGGGUUGUCUCGCCGAUUACUUUCCCAGAGGAUCAUGAUGAUCCUAUAGCUAUACAGAACAGCACUUCUGGAGGUGGAAUAUGGGGCUUCAUCAAGGGUGUGGCAGGUAAUCCUAUGGUGAAGACGGUCCUGGACAAAACCAAGCACUCUGUGGAGUCCAUGAUCACCACAUUAGACCCUGGAAUGGCUCCAUACAUUAAAUCAGGAGGUGAUCUGGACAUUGUGGUGACCUCUGAUAAGGAGGUGAAGGUAGGAGCAGUGCGGGAUGCCUUCCAGGAAGUAUUCGGCAUGGCCAUGGUGACUGGGGAAGCAAGUCAAUCCAACAUUGCUCCUCAGCCACUGGGGUACGCAGCAGGAGUCAAGGGGGCCCAGGAGCGCAUUGACAGUCUACGCCGUACCGCAGUAAUCCACGAGAAACAGCCUGUGGUCUCUGUGGAGAACUUUAUAGCAGAGCUCUUCCCAGACAAGUGGUUUGACAUUGGCUGUCUGAUUCUGGAUGAUCCUGGCAAUGGCAUCCGCAUCGAAACCUUCACACAGACAACUCCUGUAGCUCUGGAACAUGUCCAACAGGCUCAGUCUCUCACCCCACCGGAUUACAGUCUGCGCUGGUCUGGGCUGCUCGUGACCAUAGGCGAGGUGCUAGAGAGGAACUUUCCCAACAUUAGCCGCACAGACUGGCACCUAGCCUUCACCGGCAUGUCCCGCAGGCAGAUGAUCUAUAGCGCUGCCAAAGCUCUGGCUGGCACAUACAAAAUGCAGCUGCCCCCCAGGACGAUAUAAGAACUUCUAAACACAUACUGUACUCUCAGUAAACCGACACUGCCUGUCAGGAAAUGGCGCCAAAAAAAAUCAUUGAUGCAUUGGAUGUCUCAGAUUUUUAAAAAAUUAGACGUUCGCUAAGAAUUCUGAUCAGGAUUGGUCCAUCUUUAAUACACAUGUAUAAAAGGAGGUUACUCGUGUUACAAUGGUGAAAAAAAAACUUUUUCUGAACAUUUUUUGAACUUGAUGUGUCUCAAAUGCAGUCUAGGUUAUCACUGAGAUUAAUGUGGAAAUGGAGCAUGGUGGAAACCAUGCUGAGGUCAACAGUGUGGCAGAUGAUCCUAAAUUACAUUGACACCCUGGUGUGACAUUAGAUUGCAAAUACCAGAUACUGGUACCAGUUUCUCGAUACCCGAGCAAGUAAAUUUAACAACAGUAUUGUUGUUUGUUGCUUUUGAAAUAUUCAGGAACGAACAAAUUACUAAUCCAACAAGGACUGAGGGAAUUGAUCCUGAUCUGAUCAGUAGACUGUAGCUUUUGUUAGAGAUUAUAAGAUUAGAUUAUCCAUCUAUUCAUUCGUUACUAAUCGUAUCAAUUAUUUUAAUACAACAUUGCCUUAUACAAAUAACUUUUUAUCAGGCCAAUCAGCAUCAAAACAACAUCUAUUUCCCAGCCAAAAAAAAGUAAUCAAAAAGGGCUUGGAGUAUGGAAAGCACCAGAUUAUUAUUAUUUUUUUUUUUUCUUUUUUUUUUUCUGUCACAACAGUUAUUUUAGUCAUGUACCAUGAUAUUUUUUUAUACUUAGCUUUUGUUCAUACAGAUUCAGACCUACAUGCAUGUAGUCACUGCAUUUUGCCAAUAGUUAUAUUCUAUCCACAGUUUCCCCAUGAAAAACUGUCUCAAUGUUCUUUAGCAUUUGUAGAAGUUUGUACGGAGUCUUUCAUACAGUCCGUCCAACUUGAAUGAAUUGAUUGAACUCAGGAUUGUAUUUAAUCCAUUUUAAAGCACAAAUUGUGCAAUAUAUAGAGAGAUAUUCUGCUACCAAAGGACUUUGCUUCAGUGCAAGUGCUUUUAAACAAAAAAUAAUUUCAUAUUUCUAAUAGAACAUUUGCCUGAUUUGCUGCUUAAAGAUUUUUACAUUACAUUUUUGUUUUGUAAUUUCAUUUGUAAAAGACUAAAUAAGAACACUUUAUUGUAGCCUGAUGACUGGUAACUUUUGUGUUCUUUAAGUACUUACCUUUUAAAGUAGUUCAUAUAGUGCAUAUUAGAAUAUUGAACAUUGAUGACAUUCAUGUCUUUUCAGGUGGGGGAAAAAAAAACGGGGUUCAUUUCUAGUUCCUAUUAACUGAAGUAAAAGAACCAAAUUUGUUUUUAAAUCAACUUAAACAUGAAGCUUGUACAGAAUUGUGAAGAUUGUCCUUGUUUAUUAUUCAUUUUACUGUUAAUGUUUGAAGAUUUGAAACCACUCGGAGUGAUACAGAAGCCUGGGGAAAUCUAAACGUCUCUGUGUAUGACCUCUGACAAUUUUCACUGUCUUUUUACUUUCUUUUUUAAUUAGUAUUUUUAUUAAAGAUGUGUAGUUGUGUACUAAUCACAAUCGAUCCCCAGAUGACUAAGAUAUUGAGUAUACAAUGUUUAAUGUGAGAAAAUGAUGAGAUCUAAGCAUGUAAUGAAAUGGAAGAACAGAUACUGCCUUCAACAAAAAGUGUCUUUUUUUUUUUUUUUGUUUUUUGUUUUUUUUUUGUUUUAUUGUUAAGACUGCAAUACCUAUGGAUGCAUAUCUUUGGACCUCCGAUAAUUGUAUUUCCUAAACAUUUCUUUUGUCCGCAGAGGAGUAAAGACUUUUCAGAAAA
Tachysurus vachellii is the source of this 3291-nucleotide messenger RNA. It is a transcript of the gene prrc1, whose product is annotated as proline-rich coiled-coil 1. The transcript has 9 exons. Bases 141 to 1460 code for a protein of 439 amino acids. Gene Ontology annotation, cellular component: cytoplasm. Gene Ontology annotation, biological process: activation of protein kinase A activity. Lineage: Eukaryota; Metazoa; Chordata; Actinopteri; Siluriformes; Bagridae. The record is from RefSeq and is a predicted model, not a curated record. Gene Ontology annotation, molecular function: protein kinase A regulatory subunit binding.